Mytilus californianus (California mussel) is the source of this 5401-nucleotide messenger RNA. RefSeq names its product Na(+)/citrate cotransporter-like. The transcript has 16 exons. The record is from RefSeq and is a predicted model, not a curated record. Gene Ontology annotation, biological process: monoatomic anion transmembrane transport. Gene Ontology annotation, molecular function: transmembrane transporter activity. Lineage: Eukaryota; Metazoa; Mollusca; Bivalvia; Mytilida; Mytilidae. Gene Ontology annotation, cellular component: membrane. The coding region runs from base 202 to 2178 and encodes 658 amino acids.
ACACUGAUUGCAGAAGAAAAUUCAAUCAAUAAUGUACUGUACUUUGAAAUUAUCCCCUUUACACAGACGUGAUACACAUCACAUUUAUUAUUUUUAGCGAAUUCAUGCUUAAGAUUUGUGUUAUUUCAUGUGACCUUAACCGAGUAUUGACUACUUAAACCGCAUGUGCAGGAAACUUAUUUUCACUUUACCUGUAUAAAAAUGGGGAUGCCAAAACAGGCUUUUUUUAAAGGGAUUACAAAAUGGAAAAAUUUCCUUAUUGUGUUUAUAGUACCAAUUAUUCUUCUUCCUAUUGUAUUCCAUUUUGAAACAAAGCCAGCAAGAUGUGCAUACGGGGUAAUUGUGAUUGGAACAUACUGGGUGUUAGAAGUAAUGCCAUUGGCCGUCACAUCAUUACUGCCGGUUGUCUUGUUUCCUAUGCUUGGUGUUAUGCCGGUUCAGAAAAUUUGUCAAAGUUAUUUCAAGGAUACUUUGAUGUUAUUUUUGGGGAGUUUAGUAGUAGCUGUGGCUGUAGAGAAAUGGGAUUUACAUCGGCGUAUAGCACUUAGAGCAUUGACACUUGUAGGCCCUCAGCCUAGAUGGUUGAUGUUAGGUAUAAUGUUUCCAUGCUGGUUUCUGUCAAUGUGGAUGAGUAACACUGCUACAACAGCUAUGAUGGUACCAAUAUUAAACGCCAUACUGAAACAGAUCAAAGAAGCAAGAGAAACUGGGCCAAAUGCGAAAACGAACUCCUUCAAAUUGAAUCCUGAAAACAAAAGGAUGCUGGAAACUUCAUUUACUAACAAUGAAAACAUUGAAGAUAAUGCCCUGCAGGAAAAAGGUGCAAACGGUGAUACAAAUACGAUGGAAAUGCAAACAUUGACGAAGAAGGAUGUAGUAGAAAUAGAGGAAGAAGAUGGACCAAUCAAGUCAGAAGACAAAGAGUUUAUACAAUUAGCUAAAACAUUUUCCCUUUGUGUGGCAUUUUCCGCCAAUAUAGGAGGUGUGGCAACAUUAACAGGGACUCCACCAAAUAUUGUAUUUAAAGGAAUAGCUGAAGAUGAAUUUAAGAUCUAUGGCAUGGACUCCGGCAUUACCUUUGCCAAUUGGUUGGUGAUUGGUUUACCAUUAUCUAUUGUCUGUUUUAUCUUCCUAUGGGGCUGGAUGCAGUUCUAUUUUGAUGGCAAAAAAUGUUUUCCUUGUGUGGAGAGAGGAGAGGAAGGAUCGUACGACAACGUAAAGAAAUUUUUGCACACGGAGUACCUAAGUUUAGGAAGCAUGACAUUUGCAGAAAAGAUGGUACUUGGUGAUUUUGUUCUUUUGGCAGUUCUUUGGAUAACAAGAAAUCCGCAGUUCGUUCCCGGAUGGGGAGCAUUAUUCCCAACAAAGUAUAUCACUGAUUCAGUUCCUGCUAUUCUUAUGGCUGUAGUACUUUUUAUUCUUCCGUCACAACCUCCAGGAUUCCUGAGAAAUCAACAACUCAAUUGUACGAAAGCAACAUCACAAGGUUGUAGGUGUUGCGGCAGAAACCUAGAAGAGGACGAAGCAAUUAGUAACGAUGAAGUUGUUGUUGAGUUAGAUAAAGCUAAAAAGGAUGAGUACGUACCUUUACUGAAUUGGAGAAUAGUCCAUGAGAAACUGGCAUGGGGAGUUAUACUGCUCAUGGGUGGUGGCUUUGCUUUAGCCGAUGCAUGUAAGGCAUCAGGGUUGUCAAAUACCAUAGCUGAAUCUCUGUCGUUCUUGUCAGGUAUACCUCCAUGGGUCAGUGUACUUAUCUUGACAAUUAUAGUGGCCGCCAUCACCAACAUCACCAGUAAUGCAGCAACUACAACCAUUUUUGUUCCUAUUGUGUUCCAUUUAGCCAUUCAACUAGGAGUGCAUCCACUUUUUUUCAUGAUUCCCAUAACCCUGAGUGCUUCUUUUGCUUUUUUACUUCCGGUUGGUACACCACCUAAUGCAAUAGUAUUUUCAACUGGAUAUUUGACUAUUAAGGAUAUGGUGUUUGGAGGUGCUGUUGUGAAUAUUGUGACAGUUUUAAUCAUGAACCUUUGCUUCAAUGCUUACAUAAGCCCCUUCUUGGGGCUUUCAGUAUUUCCUGAAGAAUUACGCAAACAAAUUGACAAUGGGACACUGCCUGUUAAUGGGACAUUGUUAUUAGUUAACCAAACACUUAAUGCUGGCUAUACAAUUGUACCAUGAUACUAUUAGUAUGCUUGUGUUUUAAAUAUAGAAUGUGCCAUAGAAAUAUUGGUGCAUUCAUCUUGAUUAUGGUUGCUGUAUAUAACUAGUUUUAUAGUUUACUGACGUGUACAUGCUAUAGUUAUAUAUAUUUAUAUCUAUAUGGCAUAAAAAGUAUCUGUUAUGGUUUAUUGGUGUAUACAUGCUAUGGUUGAUAUCAUAAGUUAAAUGUUCAUGUAUAUAUAUGGUAUAAAAAGACUCUGUCAUGGUUAAUGGUGUGAACACGCUAUGGUUGAUAUGUUGUUUAUACAUUGUACAUGUAUAUAUGUAAGCUUUAUAUACAUGUAUAUGGUGCUUGCAAAUAAAAACUAUGUUAUGGUUUAUGAGUGUAUACAUGCAAUGGUUCAUAUCAUAUAUGUUACAUGUACAUACAUAUAUAUAUGGUAUUAAAAGACUGUUCCGGUUUAAAAUGUUAUGUUAAAUAUAUAUAUAUGUUAUAUAUAUAUAUAUAUAGUAUGAAGAGACGACUGUGAUAUCUGGUGAAUUGGUGCAUGCAUGCACAAUAAAUAAUUUCAUGAACAUUUCAGUAUAUAACUUAUAGGACUGCGAUUGUUGGUGCAACAUUAUUAUAUAGACCAGACAGAAAAAAAUCUCAUUAUAAACAUUAUAACUAUCAGACUAAUUUUACACAAAUGUGUGCUACUCAUAUCUUUCAUUCAAGAAUAAAUUGGAUUUUUUGUAAAAUGUAUAAAAAGUGAACUUUUUGGUCCGAAAUUGUUACUCACAAUUCUCUUCUACAAAACGGAAUUGAUAUUUUGAAGUAAGAAUUAAUCGUAUCAUGAUAAAUAUUAAAUUAUGAACCGUUCAACAUAAGCAUGACUGUCAUACAAAAUAUACAUGACGAUUUAAGUUUCAUUAAUUAAUGAAAUAAGCUAUCAAGCGAUUGAAAGUCUGAGGAGACGUAUACACAGCCAUUUUGAUUUAUGAUUAAAAAACAACAAUUUCUUAUUUUUAGAGUUUCCAUUUUGUCUUUCUUCGUUUUUGUUUCUUUUUUCUUGUUUUUACUUUAUCUUAGUUGAUUUUAAAUAAACAUAUUUUUUUUAUUAAAACCUUAUAAAACUUCACAUAGCAGAUGUCAAAUGUCAAUCCUAAUAUAUGAUUGAAAUGUAGAAUUUGAUUUAUGUAAAUGUAUUGUUUAAUUGUAAUGUAUGACCAACAUUUAAAGCAUACCUCACUGACAAAUAGAACAACGCAUUAUACCUGCUGAUACGUUUGGAAUUUUGUAUUACAUUUUCAGUAUUGAGUUAAACGGAAAACAUCAUUUACUUAGAAUCGUUUAAGAUCAGAUAAUUUUUUAAACGGUUUCAAUUGAACUAGUAGUGGAACAACCCCAUGACAAUCUAGGCAAAACACUGCAACGAGAUCAUGAUGUAUAAAUAUAUUUUGGAAAUUUUUACAAUAUAUUUAUUUUCAAAGUAUCUGCGUUUUUGGUAAGAUUGAUAAGUGUUUGCUUGCUUAAUGUCCAUCAGUAUUUUGGAGAAAAAAAAAUUAUAUCAUUAUCACGUGACAAUAUAAAAAAUAAAAAUGUUGUGUGCUUUACAUAAAAAAAUAUUUAAAUGAAAAUACGAUUUACCUCCCCUGCAGCCAACUACAGUAACGUGUGUGCUUUCAGAGGUUUUCAUCCGUGUGUUAAGUACUUUAAAGGUUUCAAUGUUUCCAAAUAUAUUUUAUUUGAAUACAUGAGGGUCUGGAUAGGGGGGGGGGGGGUCCUUCAUUUCUGUAUUCUUUAAUUUUUUAUGUCAUUUUAUCUAUUAUUUAUAUUUUUUGCCCAUUAUUCUCUAUUCUAUAUAUUUUAGCUGCUCAAUUUUUUCUAUUCUUUAUUAUUUCUGCCCAUUAUUCUCUAAUCUUUAAACUCCAAUCCACACCCUCAUACAUGUACGCUUCUAGCUUAACGUAACUAAUGGUGUCAAGCAAAAUAUGCAUAAUGUUGUAGGGUAAUUAAUCUGGGUUACUUCGCUAAUUCAGUAUUUGGAUAUGCAAUUAACUAUUAUUUUUGUCUGGUGUACAGUGGUGGCGUUACGUUGACUGAAACUUAAUUGAAACUGCCAUAGAUUAAUAAAGAUCAGUCAAUGUAACAUAUACAUGAAAAUGUAGAGAUGCCAUAAAAUUGCCUGUUUUGGAUAAUUCUUUAAGCAUAUAUUCUACUAUAUCCAUACCACAAUUGAUCACAUGAUGAAUGAAAAGACCAGGCUCUAACCACCCCUAUUCGAUAGUAAAAUGUCAAUUUAAGAACAACAAAGCAUACCUUUAGUAUGAAUAAAAGGAGGUAUGGGCUAAAUGUCAACCAGACGACAACUCAAUGACACAAAUAACCAUAAUAAGAAAGUUGUCUUUACACUUAUACCAAGUUCUAAACAGUUCCUAGUCUAACACACCUAUCUCUGGUCGUGUUACAGAGUUAAACUAGUUUUUAGAUUUACUUAAAUACGAAACAAUGAUAUCAAUUUAAACUAUAUUAUACCGUAUCAUAGUUCCUGACAGUGUAUACUGCGCGAGAAAACCUGUAUCAUACGUCUUGAGGUUUUUUUUUGCGGGGGGGGGGGGGGUAGGGAGGAGAUAAAUCCUGACUAUAGUCUCGUUAUAUUACUUCUUGUAUUCACAUAUAACUUACAGUGUGUGUUAAGUCUAGACUAAAAUAUAUGAUAAGUUAUAUGUUUAGUAAGGCGAUGUUUGCUUUUGUUCUUAAAUCCUGGUCUUUGUAGCGGUCACGUGAUCAAUUGAACUUGCUUGUCGUCUGUCGCUGUGAAUUACUUUACCGAGAAAGAUGACAUUAGACAACAGUAACUGUUGUUCAUAAACAAUUUAUUUUGUAGUACAGGAUCAUUUUCGUUUUUUCUUUUUAUAAUAUAGAUUUUUAAUGACAUUUGUAUUAAGUUUAUAACUUCUCCAUCAACAUUCAUGAAAUACUGUAAAAAAAACGUCUAUAACGGACGUUUCAAAUGAUCAUGUUUAAAUUUAUUUAUCAUUAUCUAAUUUGCAUGUUUCCUUUUAAUUUCUUUUGUAGGCUCGAAUAUUUUUAUUUAUAAAGUUUUGCAUUCCACUUUUGUUGAAGCUUGUUUUAUAUUAUAGAAUAUAUCCUAAAUGGAAUUUUAUUGAAUCUUAAGAAUUUAUCAUUUUUAUUCGCUUAUUGUUCAAAAAUAUAUUUCCCAUGUUGUUACAGCCUAAAUAAAUUAUAAUUUUUGAA